CUCUCUUCCCCACUGGGGUAUGAAGCCUCAAUUUAUCCCGCAGCGAUUUCGGUUACUUUAACCUGCACAAAGAUUAAAAAAGUCUUGGCUUUUCUUCUUCAUCACCUAUAGCUCCCAAUCUCAUUCAUCCCUCUUUUUGUCUUUCUCUAAUCUCAUUUCUUUUUAUUUUCAUUUCUUUCUUAAACACUCUCCUUCUUCUCUGUAAACUACUUGCACAUGCAUGCUAGUUUACACCCGUGAAGCGUUAUAAUUUUCUCUUCACAUUUGGCAAACUGUGUAGCAAAAUGCCAACUUCAGUUUCAUUUUUGAGGCAACUUAGUGGAAAAGAAACUUGGAGGUCAUCGUCUUGGAGGUGGGGAACCGGUGGUAGCAACAGUUACUGCAGUGAAAAUAGGCACUGCGGCGAGGGAAGUUUGAAGCAAAUGGAAGGGCUAAAUCAGUACGGUGUUGGAGACAAUGGUGGGUCGGUGAUGAGGAAGAGAGUAAUGGUUUUAGUGGAUCAAACUUCUCACUCCAAACAUGCAAUGAUGUGGGCUCUUACUCAUGUAACCAACAGGGGCGAUUUACUCACCCUUCUUCAUGUCAUCCCUCCUCCUUCCCACCUCCAUGACUGUUCUUCAAAUCAUUCUCCUGUCCUCGCUAACUCCCUUGGAGCUCUCUGCAAGGCCUGCAGACCUGAGGUGGAAGUUGAAGCACUUGUGAUCCAGGGACCAAAGCUAGCCACAGUGAUAAGCCAGGUUAAAAAGCUAGAGGUAUCUGUUCUAAUAGUGGGUCAAAAGAGGCCCUCCCCAUUCAUUAACUGCUUCGUUGGGACCAGCAGAACCGAGGAGUUUGUGGAGCAGUGCAUAAAAAAUGCCGAGUGCUUGACUGUUGGAGUGAGGAAGCAAAGCAGAGGGAUGGGAGGAUACCUUAUCAGCACUAGAUGGCAGAAGAACUUCUGGCUUCUGGCUUAAUUAUGUAUUAAAUUAUUAAUCGUCAGGAUUACAAUAUUAGGCCCAUGUAUAAGCUAAGCGUAUGGCAGAUAAAGAUAAUUAAGUUCUGUAAUAACAGCACAUCUAAUCUAAUAUUAAUAUCUGUACCAA
This is a messenger RNA of Mangifera indica (mango), 1082 nucleotides long. RefSeq lists its product as uncharacterized. The record is from RefSeq and is a predicted model, not a curated record. The coding region runs from base 285 to 953 and encodes 222 amino acids. NCBI's taxonomy places the organism in Eukaryota, Viridiplantae, Streptophyta, Magnoliopsida, Sapindales, Anacardiaceae. The transcript is spliced from 3 exons.